GGAACCCACAAGCCCACGCCAGGGCUCGGAACACAAAGAACGCGGCUGGGUGUCGACCGGCACCGGAGGGACCGGCGCCUUCGGCGGCGCGCUUCCGCUUCCGGUUCUCGGCGUCGACUCUGGCCGCGGCUCUGCUCUCCACCGAGGAGGUUGUGGCGUCGCUCCAGACAGAAUGAUCGAGGUUGUUUGCAACGACCGUCUGGGGAAGAAGGUCCGCGUGAAAUGCAACACCGAUGACACCAUCGGGGACCUUAAGAAGCUGAUCGCAGCCCAAACUGGUACCCGUUGGAACAAGAUUGUACUAAAGAAGUGGUACACGAUUUUUAAGGACCACGUUUCUCUGGGGGACUAUGAAAUCCACGAUGGGAUGAACCUGGAGCUUUAUUACCAAUAAAACAGAAUUCCUUCCCCUGCCAUGCCCUCCCUUCUCUCAGCGUCACCCUCCACACUGGUAUAGAUGCUUGUUUUUAAAAAGUCAUGUUAAUAAAAGCUUAGAAGCAGC
This is a messenger RNA of Pteropus alecto (black flying fox), 502 nucleotides long. It is a transcript of the gene UBL5, whose product is annotated as ubiquitin like 5. The transcript has 5 exons. Gene Ontology annotation, cellular component: nucleus; cytoplasm. Bases 173 to 394 code for a protein of 73 amino acids. Gene Ontology annotation, molecular function: protein binding; protein tag activity. Lineage: Eukaryota; Metazoa; Chordata; Mammalia; Chiroptera; Pteropodidae. Gene Ontology annotation, biological process: protein modification process; mRNA splicing, via spliceosome. The record is from RefSeq and is a predicted model, not a curated record.